Messenger RNA from Salarias fasciatus (jewelled blenny), 3021 nucleotides. It is a transcript of the gene slc5a1, whose product is annotated as solute carrier family 5 member 1. The transcript is spliced from 14 exons. The record is from RefSeq and is a predicted model, not a curated record. Gene Ontology annotation, biological process: transmembrane transport; sodium ion transport. Gene Ontology annotation, molecular function: D-glucose:sodium symporter activity. Gene Ontology annotation, cellular component: plasma membrane. NCBI's taxonomy places the organism in Eukaryota, Metazoa, Chordata, Actinopteri, Blenniiformes, Blenniidae. Bases 31 to 1830 code for a protein of 599 amino acids.
GUGGGUGGAUUUUUCCUGGCAGGAAGGAGCAUGGUGUGGUGGCCGAUCGGAGCUUCGCUCUUCGCCAGCAACAUUGGCAGCGGCCACUUUGUAGGGGUAGCAGGAACUGGCGCGGCUUCAGGAAUAGCCAUUGGAGGAUUUGAAUGGAAUGCUUUGGUUUGUGUCGUCAUUCUGGGAUGGCUGUUUGUGCCCAUCUACAUCAAAGCUGGGGUGGUCACCAUGCCCGAGUACCUGAAAAAGAGGUUCGGCGGACAGCGAAUCCGCAUCUAUCUCUCUGUGCUGUCCCUGGUCCUCUACGUUCUCACCAAGAUAUCAGCCGACAUGUUCUCUGGUGCCAUUUUCAUCAACCAAGCUCUCGGGCUGAACAUCUACCUUGCCGUCAUUUCCCUCCUUCUGAUCACCGCGCUGUACACCGUCACAGGUGGACUGGCCGCAGUGAUCUACACCGACACCUUACAAACCAUCAUCAUGAUUAUAGGAUCAUUCAUUCUUAUGGGAUUUGCUUUCUCUGAGGUUGGGGGCUACGAAAGCUUCCAGGAGAAAUACAUGAUGGCCAUCCCUGACGCUAACCAAACGCUGAACUUCAGCAGUGAGUGCUACGAGCCUCGGGCCGACUCCUUCCAUCUUUUCAGAGAUCCGGUAUCGGGGGACCUGCCGUGGCCCGGCCUGGUGUUCGGUCUGACCAUUCAGGCCAUCUGGUACUGGUGCACGGAUCAGGUGAUCGUCCAGCGCUGCCUGUCUGCCAAGAACCUGUCACAUGUUAAAGCAGGUUGUAUCCUGUGUGGCUACCUGAAACUGCUGCCCAUGUUCCUCAUGGUUUUCCCCGGCAUGAUCAGCAGGAUCCUCUAUACCAAUGAGGUGGCUUGUGUGGAUCCAGACUUGUGUAUGGAAUACUGCGGGGCCUCUGUGGGCUGCAGCAACAUUGCUUAUCCCAAAAUAGUGGUGUCUCUUAUGCCCGACGGUCUGCGAGGUCUGAUGCUGUCUGUGAUGCUGGCCUCUCUGAUGAGCUCCCUCACCUCCAUCUUCAACAGUGCCAGCACUCUCUUCACCAUGGACAUUUACACCAAGAUCCGGCGUAAAGCCAGUGAGAAGGAGCUCAUGAUUGCUGGCAGAGUUUUCAUUGUGGUCCUGAUCGGUUUGAGCAUUGCGUGGAUCCCUGUGGUGCAGUCCGCUCAGAGCGGUCAACUUUUCGACUACAUCCAGUCCAUCACCAGCUACCUGGCCCCGCCUGUCGCAUCCAUCUUCGUUCUUGCCAUCUUUUGCAAACGUGUCAAUGAAACUGGCGCAUUUUAUGGCCUGAUGGUCAGCCUGGGUAUCGGCCUGGCCAGGAUGAUAACCGAGUUCGUCUAUGGGACAGGCAGCUGCGUCACACCCUCCAACUGUCCAACCAUCAUCUGUGGCGUGCAUUACCUCUACUUCUCCAUCAUCCUCUUCACCAUUUGCAGCAUUGUCACAGUGGCGAUCUCCUUUAUGACCAAACCCAUCGACGACAUACACUUGUAUCGACUGUGCUGGAGCCUGAGAAACUCUACAGAGGAGAGAGUGGACCUUGAACAGGACGAAUGGGAAGAUAACAGACAAGACACCGACAGCAUGAAAAUAGAAGACCCUGAGGAGUACAAGAAACCUGGGCUCCUGAAGAGGGCAGUCAUGUGUUUCUGUGGACUUGAGUCGAACAAAAACGCUCCCAAGUUGUCUCCAGAGGAGGAGGCGGAGUUGAAGAAGCAGCUCACCGACACUACAGAGGUGCCAAUCUGGAGGAAGGUUGUCAACGUGAAUGCCAUUCUCCUCCUGUGUGUGUGUUUCUUCUGUCACGGUUAUUUUGCUUAAGAAACAACCCAGGAGACUCAAAAACUGUCAUUUAACUCAUGUUGCAAUGACACCAUUUUGUGAAUAUAAAUUAUAUUAAGUUAAAGUAAAGCAACUUUGCUACUUCCUCAACAGCAUCAUUCACUUAACUUAACUUUUUAUUCUGUAUCAUUACUCCUGUAUGUAUUCAAGUACUGUGGGCACCCACUGAACUCAGCCAGGAUGAGAAAUACAUUAUUUUUCUAGCACAUGUGCCUUUCGAUCUCCCUGGUGUUCUGACAGCUAAGGUACCACCUCCAUAUACAGAAUGUGCAUGGUCAAGGGUGAAUCGUGUGCUUUUGAUGAGCCAAAGUAAAAGUGAACAUGGAAAAUUGAAAUAUUCAUGUUUUCCACUAUAAAAAAGUGUAAAUGUAGCAGAAGUGUAUGAAGGUGUACUUAUUAAAUAAAUUAUUUGUGGUGGGUUACGGUUCGACCUUGAAUGAUGAAAAAAGUAGGUGGAAGUAAAACUGAUAUUCAUUCUCCUUUAACACGUUUAACAACUAAAUAGAAGGAAUCACAGUGAUAACAGGGACAAUGGUUUCAUACUGUAAAGACUGUAAAGGACUAUAAUUAACACAUGCCAGUGAUGUUUUCUGUUGUCUCCGGUGCUUCAUAGCUAUUGAGGCUAUUGAAAAUAUCUUUGAAUCCUUCAAUCCAACCACAAUUUACUACAAAACAGGUAAAAAGUUUACAGCUAACCUGUGAGUUUGGAUUCUCAAUGCAUUAGAGUCUGAUGCUAACCUUUAUUAGAUUCAUUAAAUGUGUUUUAUUCAGGCUGCUGUAAAUUGCUAUGAGUUAAGGGAAGAUUUUACCCUCCUUGUAAAGAAAAUAUUCUGCAAGAAAUGGGGAUGCGAAGACCAGCAACAAGCAGUUAUUCAGAAAACUUUUAAAGAAUUAAAGUGAAAUGUACUUAUUCUUAUUAAUGAAUGCCAUUCUAGUUAAAUGCACCUUGUAUUUACAGUAAUUAUGUUCUUGUGGUCUUUCCUGUUUAAAUUAUUGUUGUGAAAGUAAUUUAUGCGGUGUAAUUCAAAUGUUGUUUCAUGCUGGGAUGUUGCACUAGAAGUUAGAUAAGCGGUACACAAAACUGCAAUUUGCAGUUGAUGAAUAUCUUGUGAUUUCACUUUGUGCUACCUCAUUCUACUAAAGCUGUAGUUUCUCAUGAUAUGUGCUCAA